Messenger RNA from Osmerus eperlanus (European smelt), 1704 nucleotides. RefSeq names its product zinc finger protein 135-like. Lineage: Eukaryota; Metazoa; Chordata; Actinopteri; Osmeriformes; Osmeridae. The record is from RefSeq and is a predicted model, not a curated record. Gene Ontology annotation, molecular function: DNA-binding transcription factor activity, RNA polymerase II-specific; RNA polymerase II cis-regulatory region sequence-specific DNA binding. Gene Ontology annotation, biological process: regulation of DNA-templated transcription. The transcript has 2 exons. The coding region runs from base 281 to 1222 and encodes 313 amino acids.
UCUCAUUAACUUGGAACUGUUUCUUCCAAAUCCCCUACUGGCCAAUCAUGAUCAGUGAUCAUGAUUGAUCAUGGGCGGACACUAGACAGAGAAGACACCUUAAGGCUCCAGAGAGACUACAGAGACUCAACCAGAGAGACUACAGAGAGACUCAACAAUUGAAAGACUCAACCAGAAACAGCAGUAACCAGACAGAGGAUCAGCCAGAGAGAAACAAGCUUCCAGAGACUUGAUACAGGAUCCAGAGAGACCAGACAGAGAACCAAGAGAAAGCUGAGUUAUGGAGACACAUCACUGUGACACAUGUGGGAAGAGCCUUUCCUCACCCAGUAGCCUCAAAAAGCACAUGAGGAUCCACACUGGAGAGAAGCCCUACAGCUGUGACCUCUGUGGUAAAACCUUUAGCCAGGUUGGCCAUUUCAGAGUUCACAGCAGGAUCCACACUGGAGAGAAGCCCUACAGCUGUGACCUCUGUGGUAAAACCUUUAGCCGUGCUAGCAGUUUGACACAUCACCGCAGAAUCCACACUGGAGAGAAGCCCUACAGCUGUGUCCUCUGUGGUAAAAGCUUUAGGCACGCUGGCAAUUUCACAGUUCACAGCAGGAUCCACACUGGAGAGAAGCACUACAGCUGUGACUUCUGUGGUAAAACUUUUAUCCACGCUGGCCAUUUCACAGUUCACAGCAGGAUCCAUACUGGAGAGAAGCCCUACAGCUGUGACCUCUGUGGUAAAACCUUUACCCAUGCCAGCAGUUUCACAGUUCACAGCAGGAUCCACACUGGAGAGAAGCCCUACAGCUGUGACCUCUGUGGUAAAACUUUUGCCCAUGCUAGCAGUUUGACAGAUCACAGCAGGAUCCACACUGGAGAGAGGCCCUACAGCUGUGACCUCUGUGGUAAAACCUUUAGCCAGGCUGCCCAUUUCAGAGCUCAUAGCAGGAUCCACACUGGAGAGAAGCCCUACAGCUGUGACCUCUGUGGUAAAACCUUUAGCAGUAAUAGAAGUUUCACAGUUCACUGCAGAAUCCACACUGGAGAGAAGUCUUACAUCUGUUACCUCUGUGGUAAAACCUUUAGCAGUAAUAGAGGUUUCACAGUUCACAGCAGGAUCCACACUGGAGAGAAGCCCUACAGCUGUGACCUCUGUGACUAUUCAGGUAAAACAAAUGGCCAUCUGAAGAGUCACCUGCGUGUUCACAAUAAAAAAACAACAAAGAAGUAAUGUCUGGGGCCAAGCUGUCCCAGCAGCCACCACCUGAGAGAACUUCUGUAUGACCCACAGCUGGAAGAACUACCGGCCUACAACUAAAAAAUCUAAAAUCCUCUGCUGUUAAGACUGCUCCUCCCAAGGUUUCUUCCAUUUUGUUGUCUUAACUUUUAUUGAUGUAAGACUGUUUAGCCUGUGUUACGAACUUUGUCUAGGGGGUAAGGCCGUAACACUAAACAAACACACAGACAGAACACGCAUGCAAACAUGGCGAGGGACGUAACAGCCUGUGUCCUGCACCGGUCUUUCGCCAACUGUCUUUGAAGGAGGGAAGCCGUGAACUGCUCUUCCCUAGGUUUUUUUUAAUUCAUUUUUUUAUGUUCCUCGUUUUCCUUGAGGGUUUUGGUUGGUUAAGGGGCAGUUCUACGGGCGUAUGUGAAGCCCUCUGUGACAUUGCAUUAAAAAGGGUUAUACAAAUAAAUGUGAUUUAAAUUUGA